This is a messenger RNA of Lindgomyces ingoldianus, 726 nucleotides long. RefSeq lists its product as uncharacterized. The annotation marks the transcript as partial. The record is from RefSeq and is a predicted model, not a curated record. The transcript has 2 exons. NCBI's taxonomy places the organism in Eukaryota, Fungi, Ascomycota, Dothideomycetes, Pleosporales, Lindgomycetaceae.
CAUCUCCUUCGGCAGAAGAAUACGGGGAGGAGUGUGCGCGGCACAUUACAGCAAUACGUUGUCGCGCAUGCGGAUUUUGUGUCGAGGAUUCCGGACGGCGUGCCCAGUGAAGUUGCGGCGCCGUUGCUGUGCGCAGGACUCAGUUUGGCAGGAGCAGUAUCGAAGUGCGAGCCUGAGGUCAAGGAGGGGGAGUGGGUUGCCAUUGUCGGGGCGGGAGGCGGGUUGGGACAUAUUGGGGUGCAGAUUGCGGCCAAGACGAAGGGGUAUCGGGUUAUUGCUAUUGAUAGUGGGGUGGAGAAGGAGAGGCUGUGCAAGGAGAUGGGAGCGGAGGUGUUUGUGGAUUUUGCGAAGGAAGAUGUGGUGAAGACGGUGCAGGGGAUGACGGAUGGAGAGGGUGCGCAUGCGGUGAUUUGCGUGGCGGGGACCGAGAAGGCGUAUGAGCAGGCGGUGAAUUUGGUGAGGAAUAAUGGGGUCUUUGUCUGCGUGGGUUUGCCGCCGGAUACGUAUAUGUUUCCUAUGUCGCCCAUUCAGAUCGCGAAUCGAGGCCUGGUCAUCAAAGGAUCUUCGACGGGUACGAGUGAACAAAUGGAUGAGCUCCUUCAGCAUGCUCUGCAAGGGAAGAUAACGCCUAAGAUCGAAGUGUAUGAAUUCUCCGAAUCUCCGAAGAUCAUCGAAGAGCUGCAGCGGUACGAAGUCAGCGGUAGGAAAGUAGUCAAAGCGCCAUGA